UUCACUGGCUGAUCUCUAGCGUAACUAUUGCCAUAGUGUGGAAGUUGCUUUGCUGUUGAAGUUUUAACAUCUUUGCAGUGUUAGAGGCAUUAAAGAACUACCCAUUUCCUAUCAGAAAGAAGGCUUAUGAGUAUGCCAGUCCAGCCUUGAAAGGAAGAGUGGUCAUUGAGAGGACAGAUGUGUGUUCAUCUCCUCUGUAGAGGAAAAAAGAGAAGAGUAGAUUCUCAGAACACUUCUUCCUAGAGCCACAGUACUGUUAAUUCGUAUGCCAGUUGCUCCAGGUCACUUGAUGUCUCCUGACACAGAAGCGAUGGCUGCCUGCCACUGAGGAAGUAGCAGAGUGGAGGGGGAAAAAAAAAAAACAAACCAACAAAAAACAUAUGGCUGACUGUCUGCUGAAUCACUUACAGCUGUAGUGUUGCUGAACAGCUGCUAAAGGCUGGAUGGGUACUGCUACAUCUGGUAACCUGUAAAGAUCCUAAAGCCCUCUAAUACCCUGUGAUACCCAAGAGUGAGCAGAAAAUUGCUUUGAAGAGGAUUCCAGUCUUGUGACCCACAGUACUCGGUUUCCUGAAGAAAGUCCAGUCUACUGUGCCAUCACCUUCACCAAAGAACAUGGAGAAGUUGGUAUCAGAAAAGCCUGUUUCUAAGUCCAAGAAUGAAAUGCCUACACUUCCUUCUCAGGAGAAGCCAGAUACAAAUUCAUGCCCUCAUGCACCUGGCAAAUAUUUUCUCCCUGGUGGGAUGGACAAUGGGAACUGCAAGGCUAAUGAGAAGGAAAUGGACUGGAUCCGCCCAGAUACACCUAGCAAAUGUACGUGGAAGCUUGGGAAACCCCUCUCUGCCUCCCCGCAUCGUCAUACCACUCUGCCAGAGCCUCUGAAAAUCAUGCCAAGCAUCCUGGAUAAAGUUGGCAAUACACCCUUGGUGCGAAUCAACAAGAUUGGGAAGCAGCAUGGGCUCAAGUGUGAACUCUUGGCAAAAUGUGAGUUCUUCAAUGCUGGGGGCAGUGUGAAGGACCGCAUCAGCCUGAGGAUGGUAGAGGAUGCUGAGAAGGCUGGGAUCUUGAAGCCCGGGGACACGAUCAUAGAGCCAACCUCUGGAAACACAGGAAUUGGGCUGGCCUUGGCUGCAGCAGUGAAGGGUUACCGCUGUAUCAUUGUGAUGCCAGAGAAAAUGAGUAUGGAGAAGGUGGAUGUCCUGAGAGCUCUGGGUGCUGAGAUUGUGAGGACCCCAACUACUGCCAGAUUUGAUUCUCCUGAAUCUCACGUGGGAGUAGCAUGGAGACUGAAAAACGAAAUCCCCAAUGCACAUAUACUAGACCAGUACCGUAAUGCCAGCAACCCCCUGACGCACUAUGACACCACAGCUGAAGAGAUCCUGCAGCAGUGUGAAGGAAAAAUAGACAUGCUGGUGGCUGCGGCUGGCACAGGAGGUACUAUCACUGGCAUCUCCAGAAAGCUAAAGGAGAAGUGUCCAGGUUGCAAAAUUAUAGGUGUUGAUCCUGAAGGCUCCAUCCUUGCUAUACCAGAAGAACUGAACAAGACUGACAAGACAAUGUAUGAAGUGGAAGGAAUUGGAUAUGAUUUUGUCCCCACAGUGUUGGAUAGAUCUGCAGUGGACCAGUGGUACAAGAGCAAUGAUGAGGAGUCGUUUGCUUUUGCACGCAUGCUGAUCCGAGAGGAAGGACUGCUGUGUGGUGGCAGCUCAGGCAGUGCCAUGUCUGUAGCUGUGAAGGCUGCUAAAGAGCUGAAGGAAGGUCAGCGCUGUGUUGUUAUCCUCCCUGACUCUGUCAGGAACUACAUGUCCAAGUUCUUGAGCGAUAAAUGGAUGAUUCAGAAAGGGUUCAUGAAAGAAGAAUACCUUGUCAAAAAACCUUGGUGGUGGAACAUCAGUGUUCAGGAGCUAAGCCUCUCUGCUCCCCUGACUGUGCUUCCGACUGUUACCUGUGCAAAGACUGUUGAAAUUCUCCGGGAGAAGGGAUUCGACCAGGUACCAGUUGUUGAUGAAUCUGGGGUGAUUUUGGGCAUGGUUACCCUGGGUAACAUGCUUUCUUCACUGCUUGCUGGAAAAGUUCAGCCUUCUGAUGUAGUCAGCAAAGUAAUCUACAAGCAGUUUAAACAGAUUAACCUGAAAGACAACUUGGGGAAACUCUCUCAUAUCCUGGAGAUAGACCACUUUGCUCUAGUGGUUCAUGAACAAAUUCAAUAUCACACUGAUGGUUCCUCCAGUAAGCGGCAAAUGGUGUUUGGCAUCGUUACAGCCAUCGACCUCCUCAACUUUGUGACUGCACGAGAACGGGAAAGAAAUCCCAACUGACAUCAAGUAGGGAUGUGGAGCCUCUUCAACAACGUUCUGCAAUCUCCAACAAAGAAUCUGGUUUAUUUCUUGGGUAGAAUGGUCUGUCAUUAAGGUGUGGGGUUUGAGGGGUUUUGGGGUUUUUGGUUUUUUUAAAUUCUAAAAAUAAGCAGUUAGCUAUCCUGGUGUCAGCUAUACAGCCAGUGCAUUUUGCUGUAUUGCACAGCUUCUGGGGACUUAUUUCUUAAUCAGGUUACACAGUAUUUCUUAUCAAAACAAUUUAUUUUUUUACCUAUAUAGAUGUAAAAAUAUUGCCUAAAUUAACUGGUACGUUCCUUACUUGUUAUGUCUAAAGUCUGGCGUUCCAAAACAUUGUUUCAGAUUCAUAAAAUGUGUUAAAAUGAAGAGUUACUGAAGCAGAAGCCCAAGAGA
Molecule: messenger RNA, 2730 nt
Organism: Egretta garzetta (little egret)
Lineage: Eukaryota; Metazoa; Chordata; Aves; Pelecaniformes; Ardeidae
Product: cystathionine beta-synthase-like protein
Exons: 17
Coding region: 616-2319 (567 amino acids)
Cellular component (GO): cytoplasm
Molecular function (GO): cysteine synthase activity; cystathionine beta-synthase activity
Source: RefSeq, a predicted model, not a curated record